Molecule: messenger RNA, 252 nt
Organism: Haemonchus placei
Lineage: Eukaryota; Metazoa; Nematoda; Chromadorea; Rhabditida; Trichostrongylidae
Source: the annotation of a GenBank genome assembly
AUGCAAGACGUUCACAAGCGUGAACCUGACCUUCGAGAUAAUAACUCGGAAGCCGCUAACAAGAGCAAAGAUCCGGCCAAGUCGAUUGUAGAAAACACGAAUGAUACCCAAGAUCUCCGCAGAGUGAUCCCGGAAAAGGACAAAGAGAUGGCCAAAAAACUGAAGGAGCAGGUCGAUCGAAGAGUUGGGCAAGGCGUUGAUCCUCCUACGGCAGGAACCAAGUUGAAUGAACGUGAUCGGCAAGACCGCUAA